Molecule: messenger RNA, 1719 nt
Organism: Acanthamoeba castellanii str. Neff
Lineage: Eukaryota; Discosea; Longamoebia; Acanthamoebidae
Product: RasGEF domain containing protein
Exons: 12
Coding region: 1-1719 (572 amino acids)
Biological process (GO): Ras protein signal transduction; positive regulation of GTPase activity
Cellular component (GO): plasma membrane
Molecular function (GO): guanyl-nucleotide exchange factor activity
Source: RefSeq, a predicted model, not a curated record
AUGACUUUGUGGUCGGCCGCUUUGCCGCUGAGCCCGCGCGGCGGGUACCCUGCGUCGCCGCCGGUCGACCGCUCGCAGUGGAAGAAGCUGGCCUACGAGCGCAACCCGUACAUCCAGGAGCUCAGCGAGCGGCUAUUCCCCCUACAGCGGGCCGCCAAGCUCGUGGAGCUCAACCAGCAGCCGCCCGCCCCCGCCAGCGUGGCCGACAUCCGGAAGUGUUGCCGGCUGCUGGCCAUGCAGGCCUUCGCCUACUACGGCUACAGCGAGUCCCUCGACAACAUGCAACGCGAGAGCGGCCUGCGCUACGAAGAGCCGCACGUGAAUCAGUGCAUGCUGCGACACUACCUGUCGCAGGCCAUCCAGCGCAUGGAGAGGGUCUACGACCUCUUUCUCGAUCCCGACGGAGACGACAGUGAGGAGGCGCUGGAAGAGCACUUGACCAAGGUCGGCUGGAAGGACGGCGAUGCAGACGUGAACAUAUGGGAUGAACCGGCGGAGGGCAAUAUCGUUCGGGACGCCAAGACGGGAGCCAUCAGGGCCGGCACACUGAAUCAACUUGUGGCCAAUCUCGCCUCACAGCAACGAAUGGACCACACGUACGUGGACUCGUUUCUAAUGACCUACAAGACGUUCACUACUCCGCAUAUGUUGCUGGAGAAGCUCCUACAGCGAUAUACCGUGCCCGUCGAGCACGAGCCGGACGUAAGGAGCACGAUCCAACUCUACACGGUGAACGUGCUGAAAAAAUGGCUGCAGCUGUACCGAGCCGACUUUGACAAGGACAUGCUGGAUCGUCUGGCCGAACUGUGUCAAUACACGACGACGACGAUGGGACCCAGCGACGACGGAGGUCAGCUGAAGGUGCUACGAACAUUUUUGAAGCUGAAGCAACCGACUGCGGCGCAGCCGGGUACGGCUUCCACCUCCAGCCGGCCGGUCGAGCAGCCGAUCAUCAACAUCAAGACCAUCUUCUUGGCGCGCCUGGAGUGGGAGGACAUCGACGACCUGGAGCUGGCCCGACAGCUCACCCUGUUGGACUUUGAGAUCUACCAACGGAUACAAGCAGUGAAUGCCCCGGCGAAGAGGGAUCGCGGCUACACCACACUGACGGCGAGUGGCGAUCAGGCCAAGGUGAGGUCGACGAUCAAGGUGCGGGUCGCGAUCAUCACCAAGCUGCUCAACAUCGUCAAGCACCUCCGGUCGUUCCACAAUCUCCACACCCUCAACGGCAUCUGGGCCGGCCUCGAACAGGCCUCGGUGUAUCGGUUGGAGCACACCUGGACAUCGCUACACGAUGACGCCACCAAGUUGAUGGACACGAGCGGCCAGUAUGCGGCUCAGAAGAGCGAGAUCAAGAAGGCGUGGGCUACCGGCGGCUCCUGCCUCCCACCAUUGCAUCUUGUCUUGAACGAGUCCGCGUCGGACAAGGAGAAGAUCUCGCAGGCGUGGCCGCCCAACUUCAUCGAUUUCGAGAGGCGGAAGGCGACCUACGAGACUAUCAGCGAAUUCCUGAAAUACCAGCAGCGAGCCUACAAUUUCCACCCAGUCCCACAGAUUCAGGCGGUAUUGCGCAAGCACCUGGAUCGAAUCGACGAGUGGCUAAAGGACAUGGGCGACAAGAUGACGACGAAGAGGAAGUGGGAGGUUCUCGAAGAUCGCCUCAUGGCCAUGUCGCGCCGCAUCGAACCCAAAGGCGCCCCAAGAUCAGCCAUCGCCUAG